ACAUCCUGGAGAGAGGGGCGGGGAUCCAUGGCAGACCAGCGUGAGGGUGUGCCAGUGUUGCCGCGCUCGAACCAGGCGUCAUCAUACGCCUUGAAGCAGGUCACGGGGGGAUGGUUGGUUUGGGUGCAGCGCUCACCCGCCCUGGGACCAAAACGGCGAAGAUAGGAACAUGGGGGGAGAGUGCCAGGGCGGCCACCACGGCUACCAGAUGAGCCACUACUGCCUCCACCACCACCACUGCUGCCACCCUCGACCCCGCCACCACCGCCGCCGGCUCCGCUGCCCCCACAACCGCCACCUCUACCCCCUCCCUGAGGGUUGGUGCGGCCGCCACGUGGGCGCCCGCCACGACGCGGCUGUGUGACUGCAAGCUGGGGGUUUUGGGACUCGGUGGAGUUCAGGCCGGAGGGGGGGGUUGAGAGAAGGCGGGCCUCAGCGUCAAUGAUCCAUUGGACCACAGUGUCAAGGGAGGCGCGGGGCUGAGCCUCAGUGAAGCGAUGACGCGCACUUCAUAUUGAGGGGAGAGGCCUUCGAGGAGACGGUAGAUCUGAAGGUUGGGGGGGAGAGUAGUCUGGCGAGCCUCAAGGCGGGAGGCAAGGUCCAGGAGACGGCUGGUGUAGUCAACGGCGCCAGCACUAUGUUCGAUCGUGAUGCUGAAGUAUUCCUUGAAGAGCGGUCCGACACCAUCGAAGUCGGUGCGUUCGAACAUUGCCUCAAGCUCGAGCCAGAUCUGGCGGGAGCCGAUGCGACGUGCCUGGAAGUUGCGCAUGAGCGCAGACGGGAUGGCAAGGAGAAGGGCACCAGUAGCACGGCUGUCCGCCUCGAGCCAGGCGCGACGACGCUCAGCAAAUCGCGCAGAGUCAGCGGCAUAAGCGGCGGCGGUAGCGGCAUGCUGGGUGCGGAGGGUUGCCGACCGCUCGUGUUCCUCCAACACGAUCAGGUAAUCAGUAUGGAGCACGAGGAACUCACGACGCUGAGUAAGGAAGAGCUGCUCAACUUCAGCGGUGGCAGCGCGAGUGCUGGUGCCAACGGGUACCAUGGGGGGCGGAGGUUCCUCGCCGGGAUGGGGAAUGAGAGGGGGGGGAUCGCCAGGGUGAGGCGGCGGGUCCCCAAGGUCGCCCUCUGGGAGACCAAGCAUGAUGUCCAGGAGGCGGAACGGCAGGACAUAAGCACUGCCGAGGACGCGGUGGAGGCUGCCGACGAAGGAAUACCAUCUGCUGCUCCUUCUGGUGCUGCUGCUGCUUCUGCUGCUGCUUCUGCUGCUGCUGCUACGGCUGCAGCAGUGGUAAGGCGGCGAUGAGCAGGUGCAGGUGAGGAGGCAAAAGAUGGGGAAAGAUGGCAGUUAGCUGAUGAAAAUAGGACUUGGUAGAAAUUUCAGUAGCAGUUCGUGAUCACAUCCAGGAAAGUGUGCAAACUUCGGAAAGCGAUAUCUGACA
This is a messenger RNA of Closterium sp. NIES-67, 1436 nucleotides long. Lineage: Eukaryota; Viridiplantae; Streptophyta; Zygnematophyceae; Desmidiales; Closteriaceae. The record is from the annotation of a GenBank genome assembly.